CACAAACUGAUUGUAGUCCAUUAAGAAGCCUGGCUGAGGAAUCAUCUGCUACUGGACGUUUAGAAGAGACGAGCGGUGUGAGGAAAGAACAAUGUCAGGACCCAGGCCCCUGGUGCUGAGUGGCCCCUCCGGAGCAGGGAAGAGCACUCUAAUGAAGAGGCUGAUGAAGGAUCACGAGGGCGUCUUCGGAUUCAGCGUGUCACACACAACAAGAAACCCUCGACCGGGAGAGGAAGAUGGAAAAGGCCUGAACAAGCUCCCCAUGCUUCUGGGGGCUACUUUACUGCCUGUAGCAGACGUCUUCUCCUCUGAAGACUUAGAAAAGUCAUCCUCAUUUUUGUGUCCAAACGAAUCAGAAACCACAGAUAAAGACUACCACUUCACGACGAAAGAGGCCAUGCAGGAGGCAAUCGACAACGGAGAGUUCAUCGAGAACGCUGAGUUUUCCGGCAACAUGUAUGGAACAAGUAAAGCUGCCAUAGAAGACGUGCUGGCCAAGAACCUAAUCUGCAUCCUAGAUGUGGACAUCCAGGGGGUGAAGAGGAUUAAAGAGACUGACCUAAACCCCAUCUACAUCUCCAUCCAGCCUCCCUCCAUGGAGAUCCUGGAGAAACGUCUGAGGGACAGACAGACAGAAACAGAGGAGAGUUUACAGAAACGCCUGGAGGCAGCACGCAUCGACAUGGAGCUCAGUAAAGAGCCUGGAAUGUUUGAUGUUGUUAUCAUCAACGAUGACUUAGAGAAGGCUUACGAGGAGCUGAAAGACAUCCUAAAUGAUGAAAUCCAAAAAAUCCAGGAGGCCAAAUCAUAAGAAGCAAACGGUCUUUCUGCUGCACACACUGCAAACACAACUCAAAAUAAACUUUCAUCUGGAGAGAAGUUUUGUUUUAGCCUCUACGUUAAAUGGUCGGAGGUUUGCUUUAAGGACAGUUUGAUGCUCGCUGAUGCUCAGAAGGAAAAGAGGGACUCUGAAGUGAAGGCUGUUUGUGUUUGACGGAGAGAGAUCGGGGGUUGUGUUAGAUUUAGUAAAAUCAGUGGUUGAUAUCUAGGUAUGAACAUCUAACCCAUACAUCUCUGCCAGCUGGCAGGUACAACUGCCAAAUUCAAUGCUAUAGUGCACACUUUGUAAACCAAAGUUUGGCACUGGCCAACCCAUGAGUGUGACGUACACAUCAGUCAGUACAGCCAGUACCUCACUGUUAAAAUAUUGUAGUUAUACUUUCAUUUAUUUGUUCUGUUGAAUUCUUAUACAGUAGGAAUAAAUCUACUCAUAGUUAAGUGUAUGACUAUUACAACUAGUAUUAUGUUAUUUAAAUAAUUACAUACUGCAUAUUAUUUAUUACAAAGGAAGUUUGUGCAUCUGAGAUAAAAUCACUGCAUAUAUUAUAUGUAAAACAUCUGCAUGUAUGCUUGUGUGUUUGUGUACAAAUGAGACUGAAUAAAGAAUGUGAGGAUGAUGACUGAC
Epinephelus lanceolatus (giant grouper) is the source of this 1465-nucleotide messenger RNA. RefSeq names its product guanylate kinase 1b (gene guk1b). Gene Ontology annotation, molecular function: GMP kinase activity. NCBI's taxonomy places the organism in Eukaryota, Metazoa, Chordata, Actinopteri, Perciformes, Serranidae. Gene Ontology annotation, biological process: purine nucleotide metabolic process. Gene Ontology annotation, cellular component: cytosol. The record is from RefSeq and is a predicted model, not a curated record.